Stegodyphus dumicola is the source of this 950-nucleotide messenger RNA. RefSeq lists its product as uncharacterized. Lineage: Eukaryota; Metazoa; Arthropoda; Arachnida; Araneae; Eresidae. The record is from RefSeq and is a predicted model, not a curated record.
CUGCUUUUUCUGAAAGUUUUAAAUCUUUAUCUCAUGGCAUAUAAUCAAGUUCAUUUAAACAAUUAAGCCGUUUCUUUUGCAUAGGAAAAAGAAGAAAAUCAUUAUAAUAACAGGAAAAAGAAAUGACGUAGAUCUAUUUUUAACUUCGAGUAAAGUUCCUCACAGCGUCGUAGAAAAAUCGUUUGUAACUGUCAGUCAUGUUGGAAGGAGCUGAAAUGCAUGGACUUUGUGUACUAUUUAUACGGGAUACGAAUUACCGGAAAAGGAUUUACUUGGAAUAUGAACAGCCUUGAACACCACUUAAAGACUUCUGGGACAAUUCCUUGUUUAGGUCUGAUUACUAUAUAUCUGAUAGCAUUUGUUUCCGGCAGUCCAAAAGGCGUAGCGGUAUUUGCUGGCGGAAGCGGUAACCGUGUGGGAAUUGUUUCCGAUCAGUGGGGAGUACUCUCAACUCCAACAAAAUGGCUUGUAGGAAUUUUUUCUGCCAUAGUUGUUAUCCUUUUUGGAAUUGGAAUAUAUCGUCUAGUGAAAUGGUGCAUUAAGUCUGCGACAGAUUGAAGGACUUACUGCAUUUAUAUAUAUAUAUAUAUAUGGAGCAAUUUUAGUCAAAGAUUUUAUCACAGUAUUGUUUUAAAUUCUGUGAUAAGUAUUUAACUGCCAUUAUUUCAUCUUCAUGUUCAUGAGUCGUUAGACAGAAGUAUCAAGCAUUACUUUUCAAAGCAUUCAUUAUUUUUUAAUUUGGUAUCUUCUUUAGAAUCAAUAUUUUUUACUACUCCGAAUAAAAUUUUCUGUUACAGAAAAGUUUUAUCUUAUAUAUUUAUGCUAUAAUAUGCUUUUAUCUGGUACUUUUAUGUUUAUUUUAAAGUUAUAAUAUAAAUGUAUUUUAUUUCAUUUUGUAAAAUUUUGAUUGUAUGUAUUUACAUUAAAUGAACUCAGUAUUUAUGAAUGAA